This is a messenger RNA of Caenorhabditis auriculariae, 2807 nucleotides long. The record is from the annotation of a GenBank genome assembly. Lineage: Eukaryota; Metazoa; Nematoda; Chromadorea; Rhabditida; Rhabditidae.
AUGUAUGCCACAAGCUCGCAAAAAAAAGACUGGACGUUCACUUCGGAGGAGAUUGCGUUACGUCGGAAAAAUGUAUGUUAUAGUCAUUUCAAAAGUCUUUUCUGGAGUGCUCAAAGACGCAGAAGUUUGGCAUGACUGAAAACACUGAACUCCAAGAAAAUAAGUUUUCCAUGCUUUUUAAAUUCUCAGUUAACUUUUUCGAAACUGCACUUUAUCAAUUUUAUAGGCAAACAAUAUAUUUCGAGCCAAACACAAAGAACUGUUGAGUAAAGGUGAAGAAGAACUAUUUUUGAACCCCGAGGAUGAACUCAUCAUGCAAAGAAUAGUGGAAGACGCAGCCACAAGGUACGUUUGAUUUACGGCUGGCUGAGUCGAGAUUUAAAACAUGCGGAAAGUUUGAAUAAAAUAGGCAUCUCUCAAUAAGGAUAAUUACGUUUGGAAGUAGACAUUUCUACCUUGCUAGUGUCCUUUUUUUUACCUCUACAGCCGGCCGUGAAUAUGUAAACAAUAUCGAAGCGAAAAUAUAUUUUUCUCAGAUUUGCCGAUAAAUUCCGACCGCAUAUUUGGCCAUCGGUGAAAUGGACAGCCUAUGCUUACUUCAAGAGAUUGUUUCUCGAUUGGUCGGCCAGUGAGAGUAGUCCCAAAGUCUCUAUUUUUCUUCUUUUUGACGAAUGAUGAACAAAGAUAAAGGCAGGAAAAUUCGAAAGUCAAUCUUCAAAAAUUCUCUUUCAAAAGAAGAUGAAAACUUUUGGUAAUCAAAGAUCAAUCAUUAAAUAGGAUGCACGAUGAGAUAGGCUUAUCGGUAAUCGGUCCUACAGCAUACUUGUAAAGCUUCCUUAUAAGCUGGCCUUCGCAAGAGAUGAUACAUUUUGGACAGUGGUUUUCAAUUAAAACAGUAAAACUAAAAAAAAUUCAUUUUAAAUUUAUUCAAAAAUUCGAUUUUCAGAUAGUUAUAAUGGCCUGCUUCUACUUGGCAAUGAAAACAGAUGAAUUUUACGUCACAAUCGACGAAUUUGUCUCCAACUUGUCGUUAGUUACCUUUUCCUUCAAAUUCCUCUCACGCUGUUUUUUUUCAAUUGAGUGGAAAAAAGUCACCUCAAAGAGCAUUAUAACUGUUUGUUAAAGAAGAACGGAAUCUUCCUACGUGAGCGAUGAACCACACUAUACCUUUUCUGUGCUUUUCCCUUUCGCGCUGUAUUGUAGAGUUAAGUGAGAUUCUUCGACUCACGAAAGCUUGCCGCUUUUCGAAAACGAAGUUUGACGGGACUUUGAAGAAAAAAGUUCAAUUGGGUUUUUGUCACGACCUUCCUUAUUUUUGCUCAUGCUUCUUCAAACGCCCAAGCAAAAUUUUGCGUGUAAAUUUAACCCGUCAAAAAGUUGUUUUUUACCUUGAGAAAGUCGAAAAUGUUCGUUAAAAGGAGCAAUUUUAGGACAGGAUCUCCAGAACAAAACACGAGUCGCAUUCUGGGACUUGAACCGGAAAUAAUGAGAUCUUUGAACUACAAUCUUACUGUUCAUGCUCCUUACAGGCUGGUUUUUGAUGAAAAUUCCAUGCUAUUACUGAUAUUGUAGGCCGUUUGAAGGGCAUCUGAUGGAAAUGAAAACCCGGAUGGUGCUUUUGGCUUUUGACCUUGAAACGAUACGGAAUGAUGCUUUCAAAUUUUUUGAUGUAUGUUUUUUAAAAUUUCUCGAAAAUCAGCGUUUCAAGUUUCUUUUUUCCACAACAUCCAAUCUCCUUCUCUGUCUUUUAUAGAAAGCCUUACAAACGGAUGUUAUGAUGAUGUUCUCGCCAUCACAAAUUUCGCUCGCCGCCAUCAAGUACGGACUUGUCACGCAAGGUACCUCAAUCUUUAUUUUCAGCAUAUUACGAGCUUAUUUACAGGGAAAUCGCCCGAUAUUCUCAAAGAAUUCCUAGCUAAAUUGUUUGGCGUGGAAGAUAACGCCUGGGGGAGUUCUUCCGAAGGAAUGAAAAACGUUGUAAAACUUAUGGAAAGGUUUUUCACCACUCCAAAAAGCCGCCUAAGUUGAAGUUUCUGUUCAGGAUAGAGGUGAUUAUCAACACAGUCGAAGAAGAUUUCAUGAACAUAAAUGAUGCAGACAGACUUCAGCUCCAGGUUUUCUUUCUCAUUUGAAAAAAUUUUUUUUUUGAAGUUGUUUUUACGGUAGUGGAAAGUUGAAUUGAAGGGAUUUUUUGGCCAGGAAAAAUGGUAAAAAGGCUUUUGGUUUAUGACUUUUCUGUAAAAUUUCUUUUAAUACAGUGAAAAGUUUUUUUGAAAAAGAGAAAAUAAAUAAAUUUUUUUCAAAAGCUACUUUUCUUUGCUGGCUUUCAAAAAAAUUUGAAAUUUUUUUAAAGAUUUUUGACUCAAUUCGCUUUUUUUCUGAUAACUUCACUUUACUUCAUAUUUGAAAUUAGCGACCAAGUUUCCUAAGAGCUCACCCACAAGGACACAUUCUGAACUCAUGAUGAGAUUUAUAUAUGAAUGGGACCUCUAGAUGUGGUUAGUCUAUCUUUUUUGAUGAAGUUUAUUUUUGGCGGAGAAUAUCGCUGGCCUUGAUGAUCACGAAAAUAUUCCCUAUAAAGUUUUUUGAGCGGAAAGAAAAGUUCACAAAUAAUGAAAUAUUCCUAGUCGAUUUUGCAAACGUCUUCAGGUAUUCAUGUCAUUAGAUUUCAGAAACGUGCUGGCGCUUUGACGGAGUUAAUGAGUGAAUUAACUCGACGCCGGAGUGAGCAGUGGAAAGCGAAUGGCUCCAUUGGCAAGGCUCCUGGCGACGUCGACGAACAACCCGUUGAUUCUGAUGACGAAUAA